Nasonia vitripennis (jewel wasp) is the source of this 3424-nucleotide messenger RNA. RefSeq names its product probable serine/threonine-protein kinase cdc7. The coding region runs from base 2087 to 3400 and encodes 437 amino acids. The transcript has 6 exons. The record is from RefSeq and is a predicted model, not a curated record. Lineage: Eukaryota; Metazoa; Arthropoda; Insecta; Hymenoptera; Pteromalidae.
CUACCGCUCAUAGGGACUUUGGCUUCCUGGUCACCAGGGUGUUAGGAUCUACAAGGUCAUCCGGUCUCAAGGCUCUACAAGGCCAUCCGGUCUCAAGGCUCUACAAGGCUACAUCCGGUCUCAAGGCUUCCAGGGUCAUCCACAUCCACGGAAACAGUAAUUUGAAGGGUAUUGUAUCAUCUUUAGAGAUAGGGCAGUAGGAGUAUAUGCAGGACCACCAGUGCCAAAGCCGAGGGCACCCUGCAUAUGCGAGGCGCAAAGUCGGAAGAGCCCACCAAUGCUCACUCUGUUGCCGAAAAAUUAGGAGGUUAAGAGAUGUUGCGAGGGGAUGACAGGGCAGUGCCGGUUGGAACCAUUAGGGUUCCGCAUGGGAUAAGAGAUGACGGUGACCAGGCCAGGCGAUUCUUGAGAUCACUGCCUAUGACCAUCGAAUUUCUUAUCACCGGAGUAACAUCAGCCAUCAUCGCCACGCGACAACGAUCUUGUAGAUAGGUCACGUGAGACAAGAUCGGUCUCCUCGUUCAUCACUAGGUUCGUAGUAGGGUGCGUCUACGCGAAUGUAACACAGCCCACGUUGCAUUUUCGUAGAUUCUCUAGGUCCGGGUAGGCAAAAUAACUGGAUAGUCGAUUCUCUCUGUUAAUUAUGUAAUACUAAGUCCAGCGCGAUACGCGGGCGUAGUUUUGUUGCCCAGUUCGUUACUUGGACUUCUAAAACUUUCCUUAAAAUUUUACAAUAUGUUCUUUAAAAAGUGAUACGGAAUAAGUAAAGCCGCUGAAAAUGCUAAAUUCAUAUUUCUGAUUUGGAAUGAUUUGAAAAUAAUGAUUUUAUUGUUAUAAUUACAAUUACAAUUUAAAUUUUGGUGCCAUAACACAGAUGUCGCUUCAUAACCAAUAAACCUUGGCAACUAAUCAGAAUCACGUAUUAAAUGCAUUGACAGCAAAUGCUUCAUGAUAUAGGCCAUCACGUAUUUUUUAAGAGGGGAAUGUAAACGCUUGCUGAAGUUAGCCUUUAAACUUGAAGGGAUGUCGUGUCCAAGUAUACUGUUCUUCUAUUACAGAUAAUUUUUUCAACCCAGCGCUCAAUGAUAAAUGUUAGGAUUAAUAAUUUUUUCUACCGAAGUAAAGUUCAAUCGCGCUUUUUCAUUUUCUUUUAGAUUGGGAAUACAAAAUAUUUUGUGGCGGUUUUGCGCAGCUAUAAAGACGACACCCUUAAAAUGAAUUAUAUAUAAGACCGAAAAAUAAAGAAAAUAUCUAAUUCUUUCUGAUUGAUUAUCUGCAUUUAAAUCGAGCCAAGUAACUUGAGACGGUUAAGCGCGGAGAAGCUUCGCGGCGGUGUUUUUAUCGCGAAAUAUUUGCACUUUCUGUCUUACGUGCGUCUAUUACUUUUCCCAACUCAUAAUGCGAUAUUUUUUUAGUAGCUCAUCGUUGUCUACGCUCUCGCGAUGAAAUCAACAGCAAAUCGUCCUAAACGACGAUCACAACGGCGAAAUAGAAAAAUACGGCGUCUUUUUGAUCGUCUUAAGGAGAAUCCUCGGUCGAGCGACGAUUCUCAGAUUGUGCAGGUGCGAAGAAACAGUAAAUUCGUAGUUCCCCAGCCCACAUCUGCUUUACCAUCCCCGGCCGACUUGGGAUUAGUUCUUUCAGGCGAAGAACGUUUGAAAUUCCCAAAAAGUCCGACGCCCGAGUCAGCCGCGCCCAACCGAGAGAAUCCCUCGCGACCGCCAGCCAAGUCGGAGGCAGCCCUCGGUGGAGGUGUACGGAUUCCCACAAAACCAAAACUGUUUGUGCCACCUUUGCGGCCCGUGCUAGCUGAAAAAAGUCCAUUCCAACGACUUUCCAACGACCGUCUGAAAAAGUAAUCAACGACACUCAUUGCAAUUAAUUACGGAAAAAUAAAUCAAUCGGCUCUUUUUAGGGCCAACAAACAAUAACGUAGCAUACGAAACGUCCCUUGUCCUCUGUACAAAUUAAAAAUGGCCGAUUUUUUUGCAUUCGAAUAUGUCAGAUUCGAUUGGAUUUUUUCUUUCCGCGUAUGCAAGUAAAUAUUUUAAUUCAUUACUUAUACUCAUUAUGAAACAGAUAAACGAUGGCCGGAAGAGGCAAGCAAUGGCCAAGAAAUUAUCUAAAUCAGAACCAACAACCUUUCUACGUAGAAAAUGACGACGAUGAUGAUUACGUUGAUGAUGAUGAUGAUUACGAGAAUGAGAAGGUUACUCUCGCAGGGCUGCUAACAGAGAUGAGUGACAUAGAUAAAGAUAUGGAGGUGCUUGUUGAAAAAAAGAAGGCAAUAGUAGAUAAAAUGAAAAGGAUAAUCAGUACUGAAAAAGAUCAAACCAGUUCCCAUCCGCAGACUUUAUAUCGCCCUCCACCAUCAUCAUUCUCCAAUAAUAGUAAAAGAAUAAAGAAUCAAUCUCGCGCUGUACUUCCGUUUACGGCAACAUCAUCUGCUGUGGGUUCAAAUAAUAAUUCGAAUAGGCAGUUACCGCUUCAACAGAGUUAUUCGUAUAACGACGAACAGCGACAUCGUCAAAUGCUUCCCUUUGAGGAUCAAAAACUACAAAAACAACAGCUCCAGCAGCUAAAUUAUUAUCAGCAACUUCAGCAGCAACAAUUAUUAAUGACCAUGACGAUGAACAAUAAUGUCAAAUUAGGGAUGUCAAGUUCCGUCCUUUCUGAGUCCAACCCGUCUACCUUUAUUUCUUCUACACAGCAUCCUCAUGAGCUCCUUCAGCAACAGCAGCAGCAGCAGCAGCUGCAAUCCGAGAAUUUGAUGCGAUAUAUAAAAAAAAGAAGUCAGCAUUAUCCAAUUGAUCAGAUGGAAUCCACAUCCCUAUCGAAUAAUGUGUUGUUAUCGAACAACGAACAAGGGCAAACUAAUAAAGAUAAUACAAUAAGGCCAUUCGAUGAAAAGCGACGACGACAUGAUAUCAGCUUGCAAAAUAAUGAUAGUUUUGUUAACAAGUACAAUUAUAAUUUUGAUGACUUUAACGAUGAUGACGAUAAUUGUGAUGAUAAUGGUCACGAGGCUCAACAAUAUGAUAAUGAAUCAGAUGAAAACAAUGAAGAUGCGAAUAACACUGCUCAGAAGGAUCAAGACGACGCCGCUCAGCCUCAGGCAAAAUCUACUAAAAAACCUACCAAUUUAACGGUUACUCGCCGUAUGUUUACGCGAUCAGAAGUGGAAACACUUAUAAAGAGAACGUUUAAAAACUAUCAAUCAAAAGGCGUCUUUUACUCAGAAGAUUUAAAUUUACCGGAUAAAAGUACUAUGUCGUGUCGAAAGCGCGCCGGAAAAUCAAUCCAAAAAAUGAAUCCUGAUGAAUUAAAAACUUUGUUAAAAUGUACGAUGCCGGAAGCUCAGGAAUUUGCUGACUUUGUUAACAAUAUGAGAUUUGUAUAACUAUAUAAAAAACUGUUAAUUUUU